CAGAGCACAAGCUUCAUCAGAGGGUUUUGUGUUAGUACUACAUAAAACAUCUACAAAAGGAGGAGGUCAAGAGAACCAAUAAAGGAAAUAUUUUUUCUUUCCUUUCACAAAACUACAAAAAGUAACCAAGAAAGAAAGGAAAAAACGAAGAACACAAAGGGAAAAAAAUGCAAGCUGCUUCGCUCUCAAAGAAUUGGCGUUUUGAUAGUACUGUGGGUCCAGAAGACAUAGAUCCUUCGUCAUUUCAAGGUAUUGUGUGCACUGACUUUCCAAAAAAGAAAGGUCUGAGCGUAAGUGAGAGGAGGGAACUGAUCCACGCAUUGUCGAACCAGCCAGAAGAAGCAUCAGAGCUUUUAAACUCAUGGAGCCGAGAUGAGAUAAUGAAGAUCAUAUGUGCAGAGAUGGGGAAAGAGAGGAAGUACACUGGUCUAGCCAAACCGAAACUCAUAGAAACCCUACUCAAACUUGUGUCUCGUCCUCUCGGAGAAACCUCUCCUUGUCCUCACCGUAAAAGAAAAUCGAAAAAGAAACGGAAGACGACGGCCAGUUACAUCAUUUGCUGCGAGAAUAUAGCUUGUAGAGCUGCGCUUGGAACCGAGGACGCCUUUUGCAGACGAUGUUCUUGCUGCGUUUGUCAGAACUUUGAUGAAGAUAAAGAUCCGAGUCUGUGGCUUACUUGCGAGGCUUGUGGGUUGUCUUGUCAUUUGGAAUGUGCUUUGGAGCAAGCGAGGUAUGGGAUUGGGUGUGGUGAUGAUGAAGUAGAAAGAGCGGUUGAUGGUAGGUUUUACUGCGUGUUUUGCGGCAAAGAUAAUGACUUGCUCGGAUGCUGGAGGCAACAAGUGAAGGUGGCGAAAGAGACUCAACGUGUGGAUGUUUUUUGCUACCGUGUUUCAUUAGGACAGAAGCUGUUGAGAGGUACAAGGAAGUAUCAAUAUCUGUUGGAACUGAUGAAUGAGGCGGUGAAGAAGCUAGAGAGUGAUGUGGGUCCGUUAUCGAUGAAGAUGGCUAGCGGUAUGGUCCAAAGGCUUUCUUCAGGGUCACAAGUUCAGAAGCUGUGUUCUCUGGCAAUGGAAGCUGUGGACAAAAUGGUCUCACCGCCAUUAGCAUCUGUUUCAGGACAAGGUGACAAGUUGAGCGUGAGAGUAGAAGAGAUUCAAGCAAGUUCAGUCACUGUCGUCAGAUUAGACUCCGAGGAACCGUCAUCUUCUUCACAAAACCUCACGGGUUUCAGGUUGUUUUGCCGAAAGACGAAGGAGGACGGAGAGUGCUCGUCCCAGGUGAAUUGUGUUGUUCAUCAACCUGAGACGAGGUCUACCAUCCAAGCACUUGAACCCGUGACCGAGUUCUGUCCGAGGGUCGUGGCCUUUAACGAGGAAGGCGACUUAGAUGAAUCUGAGCUUGAGUUCUCAACGUUGAAGGAUGAAGCUGGGAACAUGCAAGGCCUAUUGACAAACUCUAGCACUGGUCUUUGUAGCAAUCCAUCUUUACCCGAAGAUGCAUCUAAUAAUGUCCUUACAAGCUGCUGCAAAGAAAAUGGCGACAAUGACAACGCUGAAGUAGAAUCCGAGCUUGAAGACGAGAGGCUCGUAAAAAGGAAAGUUAACGAGAUAGAGGGAAGAGAGGUGCUUAUAAUAACACCCUGCAGGAGAGAUACUUAUAAGGGCAAGCAAGAAGGGAACAAAAGAUCCAAACCAAGAACAGCAACCGUGAACGAGAAACCCAAGACCAAUGUAGCAAAAGGAGAUAAUGACUUGGGUUAUAUCGUGAAGACCAUUAGAUGCUUAGAGCAAGAAGGGCAUAUAGACAAGAGUUUCAGGGAAAGGUUCUUGACAUGGUAUAGCUUAAGAGCUACACAUCGUGAAGUCAGAGUUGUGAAGCUUUUUGUGGAGACAUUCACGGACGAUCUAUCCUCUCUGGGACAACAGCUAGUGCAUACAUUCUCAGAAUGCAUGGUCAGUAAGAGAUCAUCAACAACUGGCGUUGUUGUACCUGAUGGAGUCUGCCUCAAGCUCUGGCAUUAGAA
Molecule: messenger RNA, 2023 nt
Organism: Raphanus sativus (radish)
Lineage: Eukaryota; Viridiplantae; Streptophyta; Magnoliopsida; Brassicales; Brassicaceae
Product: protein VERNALIZATION INSENSITIVE 3
Exons: 5
Coding region: 168-2021 (617 amino acids)
Biological process (GO): epigenetic regulation of gene expression; vernalization response
Molecular function (GO): protein binding
Source: RefSeq, a predicted model, not a curated record